Molecule: messenger RNA, 2683 nt
Organism: Saccostrea cuccullata (small rock oyster)
Lineage: Eukaryota; Metazoa; Mollusca; Bivalvia; Ostreida; Ostreidae
Product: matrilin-2-like
Exons: 10
Coding region: 18-2456 (812 amino acids)
Cellular component (GO): extracellular region
Molecular function (GO): calcium ion binding; chitin binding; Notch binding
Source: RefSeq, a predicted model, not a curated record
UUUUGAUCAACAGCAAGAUGGAUAAUAUGGGAGCAUUUUCCAUCUUCGUAACUCUGCUUCUUGUGUCUGCUGUAUAUACAGUGGACAAGACCAGAGAAGAGGGCGCGAGCGGAUCUGCUGUGGUGGAAGCCGUGGUUGAUUUACUUAGAGAGCGAUGUAUCAUAUCUAAUGAUAAUUUCUUUCUGAGACGAAUGGCUUAUGCUGCAAGUAAAGAUGGCGAGAAAAGCGACACCUAUCGGCAAGGGUUUCAUGGUGGUAUCUGGCAGAUCAAUAAACAGAAUUUUCGUCUUACCAAAACUUCUGACAAUCUACGAAAUCAACGUAUUCAAGAAAACUUCAGCAUAGAUUGGUCCCGCGCAACGUGGUCAGACCUUCGUAAACCAUUAUACUCAGGCAUUGCAGCUGCACUGUAUGUACAAUAUGUUCUUGAGAUAAACAGAACUACCAUUCCCCCAACUGUCGAUGAUCAAGCACUCUUUUGGACAAAAUAUUUUGGUGGACAUGAAAAUGAUUUUCUUGCAGUAAAUAAUCUUCGCCAAGUAUCCUGUGACAUGAAACCAGUAGAUCUCGUGUUUGUGGUAGAUGAAUCUACAAGCAUCGGUGACACAGAUUUUGAUAAAAUGAAGACCUUUCUCGAGAACCUUGUGGACCAGAUUACCAUUUCGAAGACUGCAUUUCGGGUCGGACUCGUCAAGUUCCACACAUCCGCCACAACAGUGUUUGAUCUAAAUAGAUACAGUCAGAAAUCAUAUAUUCAGAGAGCGAUUCAUAGCAUGGGUUAUGCACAAGGAGGUACACGUAUCGGAGAAGGUAUAAAGAGCGGUCGUUCUGUGUUCAGCCGAUCGUCAAGAAAAGAUGCCACAAAAGUAAUGAUCCUGCUCACGGAUGGAAAAUCCAAAAAUAAAACUUUGACAGCCAAAGAGGCCAACAGAACAAAGUCUGAAGGCGUAUCCAUUUUCGUGAUCGGCAUAGGUAAUGUUGACAGGGAGGAAAUAACCUCUGCAGCCUCGGAGCCGACUUGUGUUCACGUGUUUAUGUUACAGGGGUUUUCGGGAAUUAACAAUAUUCUGUACGAUGUCAGAAGACGAUCUUGUAAAGCACCAAAGAAAGUGAAAUUCUUUAAUAAUGAAACAAAAGUGGAGGUGGAUUUAAAACCAAACCGGGAUGUUGAGGGCACUGUGGAAAUCGACACAGUGGCUCAAGUCACAGUAAUAACGGCGAACGUUACCUGUGGAGAAGUCGAACUCUUUGCUUCAGUUGAAACAUCUACCCCAAGUGAGGUUUUCUAUGACGUGAAAGGAGAAGCACGAGACAGCGAUCCAGCCUCGUUCUCAAUUAAAAACCGUGGUAGAACUGUAUUUGUUCAUUACAUAGGAAAGUUAGUUACAACGAUGGAAUAUUGCAAGACAAGAAACAAGGCAUUCAGCAUUAUAUUCACUCAAGCAAUAGAUGAAUGUGAAAGAAGUCCGUGUAAAAAUGGCGGCACAUGCGUAGAUCUCCCAAGAGGUUUUACAUGUCAGUGUGCUUCUGGCUACACUGGGAGAUCAUGUGAAAACGAAGUAAAUAUGUGUGAAAGCUCGCCAUGUCAAAAUCAGGGGGUUUGUUUGAAGAACGGUAACGGUUACCGAUGUAAUUGUGCCUUUGGUUUUUCUGGAAGAAAUUGCGAGGUAAAUAUUGACGAUUGCGCACCAAACCCAUGCAGGAAUGGUGGAUCAUGCUCGGAUCUCGUUAACGACUUCCACUGUUCGUGCCCAAAUGGUUAUACUGGUAAAACAUGCAAUGUCAUUGUAAACCACUGUCGGUCUUCGUCUUGUCAAAAUGGAGGUAGCUGUAUUAACUCGCCCAGUGGUUUCUCCUGCUAUUGCCAAACUGGAUACACGGGCUCAAACUGUGAAAAUGGGAUAGCUCAACCCUCGAAGGCUAAUUCCAAGUGUAUACCCAAGGGUAAUAUUUAUCACAUUCCAUAUCCGAAAGACAAGACAAAGUUUAUUCAGUGUGAUGCGUUUGGGGGAUCUACCGUUAUGCCUUGUGCUCCUGGGACUCAAUUCAACAAAGAUUAUCAAACAUGCGUUUCCAGAAAAACAGCAGAAUGUCAAAGAGCAGGUUACCAGACAUUUCCUGACCCUCUUGACCCGGGCAGAUUUUACCAAUGCAGUAAUGGUGUACCGUAUUUAAAGUCGUGCCCUGGAGGCCUCGUCUUUGAUGACAAUUACAAGAUAUGUACCUGGUCCACUAGAAAACGACAGGAAUCCGAGAACAGCGACCUCAUUGAUGACGAUGACGAAAGAAACAAUGAUAACAAUAGCUUUGAUAAUGAUGAUGAUGAUGAUGACGCAAUGGAGUCUGAGCGCGAAGUUGAAGAAAGCAAAAUAGAUGACACCGACGACCAGAAAAGAAGAGGUAACCUCAAAAAAUUGAAAGAGGUUCUAAGAAAUCUUCUUGAUGAAAACAAAUAAAUAAUUUGACGAAUUAAAGUGAAGAUUAAAAGAAUUGUACGUUUACGUAACUUUUAAGAUUAUUAACCUGCUCUAUGUUUAAUAUGUACUAAUUUUUCUGCUGUAUAUUUAGUACGUAUAAAUAUAUAUUUAAUGUGUUUGUUUGAAUUUAAAUGGGUGAAAUUGAAAAUAUAUAUUCUAAUAUAAAAUUAAAUGAAAAAUAAUGUUUUUGAGUUUUUAUUUCUUAA